AUGUCUAGUAGUAAAUUCGAAGAGGUUAUAAACAAGAUUAUCAGUGAUAGCCCUCCAGGAGAACUGAGGGAAGUUUAUGACGAUCUGAUCAAGAUCACAAGUGAAAACUCCAAAAAUACUAUUUUGGAUGCUAUUGAAAAUUAUAACGUGCAGAAUUGCAUCCCUAUAGACGUCAAUGGGAGUUCUGUGAUUAUUUCUAAAUACAACAAGGAAGGUGCGAAGUUCUUUGAUCCCAUAAAUUCCGUCAUUUUUUCAGUUAACCAUCUAGAGCGCAAAGGUCUUGACAUUGAGCCGUUUGAGUUCACGCAUGCAAAGCUUGAAAUAGAGCAAUUGAAAGAUUUACACGAUAAAUUACACGAAUAUCUUCUUCAGAGCUUCCCCGGUGACGUUAGUUUUGCUGUUUACCCAGUCCCCGAGAAAAUAAGCAAAAUCUCCAUUAUUAUUGUUAGCACCAAAUAUAAUCCAAGCAAUUUUUGGAACGGCCAUUGGAGAUCGAGUUACAUCUACGAUUUGGAGACCAAGGAGUUAUCCGGUGAGAUCUCUACGCAAGUCCAUUACUACGAAGACGGUAACGUUAGUUUCCAAUCUGGGAAGGAAGUCAGUCAAUCUAACGUUAAUGACGUUGUCUGCACAAUAAAAGAUAUCGAAACAAGCUUUGAGAAUGAUCUAGAUCUUUCAUUUUUCGAUUUGAACGAAAAACAGUUCAAAGCUUUGAGAAGAAGAUUACCAGUCACAAGAUCAAAAAUCAACUGGGGUAGUGCGAUUGGUAGUUAUAGAUUGGGUAAGAACGCGGCAGAAGGCAAAUGA
Saccharomyces paradoxus is the source of this 807-nucleotide messenger RNA. RefSeq names its product Cap1p (gene CAP1). The record is from RefSeq and is a predicted model, not a curated record. Gene Ontology annotation, molecular function: actin filament binding. Gene Ontology annotation, cellular component: F-actin capping protein complex; actin cortical patch. Gene Ontology annotation, biological process: actin cytoskeleton organization; barbed-end actin filament capping. The transcript has a single exon. Bases 1 to 807 code for a protein of 268 amino acids. NCBI's taxonomy places the organism in Eukaryota, Fungi, Ascomycota, Saccharomycetes, Saccharomycetales, Saccharomycetaceae.